CAGUCUGUCAUUAUCAGCUGCAACUCACAGCAACAACAAAUUCCCUGCAGGUGGUGCAUCAUUCUAUUACGCAUAGAGAUUCAGCAAUUACACAAAUUGUAUUAAUGCAGUUAAAUGUUUUAUAAACCGAAUCAAAAAUGUUAAGAAACAAAGUUUACCCAUUCGUUAACGCUGUAGUGAACUCGCCAUUCGGGUGUCGCCCGGCUACUUUUCUCCGCAAAACAAAGCCUAUCCAUAAGCUAUUGUUGCAUCAGCUUUGUUCUCUGAGAACGGCUGAUUGCAUAGUCGCAAAUGAAAAGCAAAAAUGUGGCUUUAGCACAUCCACGGCAACAAAUCAGCUUAAAGAACUGAAAACACAUUUGUCACAACGGAAAGAUUCCUCGUCUUCGUCUUUCACCCCAAGUAUAAAUAAAUUCACAACACGUUCGCAUAACUGUGGUGAGUUGCGGCUAACACACGUCGGACAGCAAGUAACGCUUUGUGGAUGGCUGGAAUUUUCCCGUAUGAACAAAUUCUUCACACUGCGCGAUGGUUACGGAACCGUGCAAGCACUCAUUCCCGAGGAUGUGUGCCACCGAUUCAACUUGGAUGGAUUAGCAUUCGAAUCGAUCCUGUGCGUCUCGGGAACUGUACAUCCACGUCCUAAAGGCCAAGCAAAUGGAACUUUGCCCACGGGAGAGAUUGAAAUUCUUGUGAGCGGUUUAGAAGUGUUGAAUGAAGCGAAAAAACGACUUCCAAUCAACGUGAAGGAUCAUAAUCGAGCGAAGGAAAAUCUUCGCCUGGAGCACCGGUACAUCGAUCUGCGAAAUCGAGAUCUGCAACACAAUCUGCGCCUUCGAUCGCAGGUAAUCAUGAAGUUGCGUGAAUGUAUGAUCAACAAGUACGGGUUUGUGGAGGUCGAAACACCGACCUUGUUUCGAAGAACGCCUGGAGGAGCACAAGAGUUUGUCGUGCCGUCGCGGAAACCAGGCCAUUUUUACUCACUCGUACAAAGUCCGCAACAGUUCAAGCAGAUGCUUAUGGUUGGAGCAAUAGAUCGAUACUUUCAGAUUGCACGCUGCUACCGCGACGAAUCGACCCGACCCGAUCGACAGCCCGAAUUCACACAGCUUGAUAUUGAGUUGUCUUUCACGGAUCGUGAAAAUGUUAUCGAGUUGGUUGAACAGGUGCUAAUGCAAUCUUGGCCGUACGCUGACAAUCCUAUUCAGGGUCCUUUCCCUCGAAUGACGCUAGCUGAGGCGAUGGAACGGUUUGGGAGCGAUAAACCCGACACACGAUUCGGAUACGAACUGCUAAAUUUCAGCGAGAUGCUUGGAGCGCACUUAACUUCCCCAGCUGGAGUACAACAGCAGCAAUUUAGAGCGUACGGAAUCCUAAUCCGUUCGUAUGAAGCCCGAAACCUUCCGACAUCGUUGAAGAAAUCCUUGGAAGAAAUAGCAAAAAAGAGCAGUUUUUGUAAAUUUACUCAAAGCAAAGUUACGUCAGACUGGAGCUCAGGAGCGAUUGUUCGUUUGCUUGGAAAGGAAACCGCCGAAACAUUGGCCAAGCGAUUGACCUUACAACCGGACGAUCUAUUGCUUCUUGGUUGGGGAAAGCAAACUUAUGUGCAAAACAUGAUGGGCAGGAUACGUUUGGCUGCCUACGAAGCCUUGGAAGAGCGUAAUCUCGUACCGAAACGCCAGUCCCACGCGCACAACUUUCUCUGGGUGGUAGAUUUUCCUAUGUUUAGCGAGAAUGAAGAAACGGGCCAAAUCGAAAGCACACACCAUCCAUUCACUGCACCACAUCCGGAAGAUGCAGCCGCACUUAACGCACCAAACCUCAAUGAUAGCUUUUAUAGCAUUCGUUCGCUGGCUUACGAUCUCGUGUGGAAUGGUGUUGAGAUCGGUGGAGGAUCGAUUCGUAUCCACAACCGCCAGCUACAGCAAACAGUGCUCAAGGAUGUGCUAAAGAUCGAGCACUCCCAUCUGAAUCAUCUCCUAGAGGCGCUGGAAAGUGGUGCACCACCACAUGGUGGCUUUGCAAUCGGACUCGAUCGUUAUGUCGCUUUACUGUGCAAUGCCGCAUCCAUUCGCGAGGUUAUUGCGUUCCCAAAGAGCCUGGACGGUAGGGAUCCACUUUCUAAAGCACCUGUCCCUAUUAGCGAGGAAGAGAAGCGAAUCUACCACAUCCGAGUGGUAGAAUGAUGAGCCAGAUGAAUCGAUAGUUGGCACAUUUUUUUAUUCAUCAACGACGGCCUGCCUGGUUGUAUUGCUGAUAGUUGAAACAUUAUAAUAAAGAAAAAUGUCCGAAGUAUUAUUCGGUUCUCGAUUCGCAAAAAGA
Messenger RNA from Anopheles stephensi (Asian malaria mosquito), 2322 nucleotides. It is a transcript of the gene AspRS-m, whose product is annotated as aspartate--tRNA ligase, mitochondrial. Gene Ontology annotation, biological process: aspartyl-tRNA aminoacylation. Gene Ontology annotation, molecular function: aspartate-tRNA ligase activity; nucleic acid binding; ATP binding. Gene Ontology annotation, cellular component: cytoplasm; mitochondrion. The coding region runs from base 138 to 2186 and encodes 682 amino acids. The transcript has 4 exons. NCBI's taxonomy places the organism in Eukaryota, Metazoa, Arthropoda, Insecta, Diptera, Culicidae. The record is from RefSeq and is a predicted model, not a curated record.